Perkinsus marinus ATCC 50983 is the source of this 1101-nucleotide messenger RNA. RefSeq names its product Nuclease S1 precursor, putative. The coding region runs from base 1 to 1101 and encodes 366 amino acids. Gene Ontology annotation, molecular function: endonuclease activity; nucleic acid binding. Lineage: Eukaryota; Perkinsozoa; Perkinsida; Perkinsidae. The transcript has a single exon. The record is from RefSeq and is a predicted model, not a curated record. Gene Ontology annotation, biological process: DNA catabolic process.
AUGUUCAAGUCAAUACUAUUGUCUGCUCUUGUCAUCCUUGCUGCUGUUGCAUGGGGUCCUGAUGGUCAUGCUACUGUAGCUGAUGCUGGCAAUAAACUAUUCAACGACAAUGCUAAUGAGGCUGUGGCUGAGAUAUUGGGCGAAGGCGUCAGGAUGGCCGAUUACGCCAGUUGGCCCGAUAGUGUCCUUCAUGGGCCUGAUAGCUCUGAGUGGGAGUGGUCCUCUGGUUUACAUUUUGCUGAUGUUGAACAGUGUCAUUUUAUCUACUCCCGAGACUGCAAAGAUGACUACUGUGUUGUUGGUGGUAUCAAGAACUAUACCCGUCAAGUGGCGGACACUAGUCUUCCUAUAGAGCAGAGGCAAGUGGCUUUGAAGUUCCUCAUGCACUUCAUGGGUGAUAUUCAUCAACCUCUCCAUGUUGGUCGACAUUCUGACUAUGGUGGAAACACUAUCAAGGUUGAUAUGAAGUUCGCCAACUACGAGUAUGGUGCCCUUCAUCACGCCUGGGACGAGAAGAUGAUUGACCAGUCUCAGGCUAGUCAGUAUGAUGGUGAAUACAUCCAGCAAGACGCCAACUACAGUACCCCGCUCGCCGAGAGGGAGACGUUCUGGGGAAUUACGGUGUCCGAUAUUAUGACAGAGUUGGCUGAAGGAGGCGCCUUCCAUGAUAGAGUUCCGAUGUGGCUCGCUGACUGCGAGACCAACGGCCUGGACGAGUGUGUGAACACCAUGGCUGAGGAGUCGGCAAUCAUUGCUUGUGCUGAUGCUUAUAGACAUCUUGAUGGUGAUGAGAUCGAGUAUGGAGAUGUGCUAUCUAUGGAUUACUACGAUGAUCGUAUUAAAAUUGUUAAGGAGCAACUCGCGAAGGGAGCCGUUCGUUUUGCCUGGAUUAUGAAUCACGCUUUCCCUGAUACUGUUACUACUACUACCACCACUACUACGGCCAAGACCACCGCUGCUGCGGUCAAGACUACCACCAUCGCAGCCUCUAACUGCUCGAAAGCUGACGCCGAAUGUGCUCUUUCCUACUCCGGCUCAUACUGCAAGUAUUGGCUGACCGAGCCUGUUUGCUUCGGUUCCAAUAUCCCUUGCUCUUGCUAA